This is a messenger RNA of Pelagomonas calceolata, 2221 nucleotides long. NCBI's taxonomy places the organism in Eukaryota, Pelagophyceae, Pelagomonadales, Pelagomonadaceae. The record is from the annotation of a GenBank genome assembly.
CUGUCACGGAGCGUCUGCUGCGCCACCCGUAUCCACUUCUAGCUCCUUUUACGAGCCGUUUGUUGCACCACCUAUGCUGAUUUUUGGAGAUAAAAACUCUGGAGCUUUUGCAGGAGCUCUUGCCUCACAGCACGCCGUCGAAGCGAUACGUGAGUGCAGCUACGCAGCUGUAUCCCAGAAGCACUCUGCUGGGCUUCUAACCACGACCCGUCGCCCGUAACGCGAGCGACUAGCUGCAGUGCAGCACAGCAUCACUGCACACGGCGCCCGCGGCGACACAGCGGGCACGCCAGUCGCCGCGAGACAGCGGCACACUGCCCAGCAGCACUGCACGCCAGCCGACGCGAGCGUAAGCGAGGACCAGUCAAAUGCCGGACAUCAAGCGCACGCGCAAGGGCCGCCCGGGCCCCAAGGCCCAACGAAGCGCGCUCAUCGUCGCGCGCGGCAAGUCGAGCGGCCGCGACGCCACCGUCCAGCCCAAGCGCAAUACUGUACAACGCGUCAAGAAGGACACGACCACGGUCCUCGAGGCCGGCGACUCCGUCGAGUCGUUUCUGGAACGGGCCAAGCGCGAGACGGAGACGUACGAGACCGCGCGGGGCCUGGAGCAGUCGCGCGCGGUCUUCGUGGACCCCGAGGCGCAGGAGGUCGUGAAGCCCCUGCGCGCACAAGGCGACGCCCUGUUUCGAAGCUUACCGGUGCCCCGGCGGCCCGCGUGGGAUGAGCAAACGUCCAAAGACCAAUUGACGGAGAAGGAGGAGCAGGCCUUUCUCCAGUGGCGGCGCGGCAUCGCCGCCACCGAGGAAGCGGAGCGAUCUAGACGAGAACAGGAGUCUCUGGCCAACUCGGCGUCCGUGGCGACGCCCUUCGAGCGCAAUUUAGAAGUGUGGCGGCAGCUCUGGCGCACGUUAGAGAGGAGCGACUGUGUGUUACUCAUUGUGGACGCGCGGUGGCCGGAUCUGUACGCGCCUCCGGAUUUGGUGGACUACGCCCGCUCCCUCAACAGAGGUGUCCAAGUAGUGGUGAACAAGGCCGACUACCUGUCUCCGUCGCAACGGGAGGUUUGGAGACGGCAUUUCCUCGAUAAGCACGGCCUCGAGACGAUCUUUUUUUCCGCGCGGCGCGAGCAGGCCGAGCUCGACGACGCGGCGAAGGCGGCCGCGGCGGCUGCCGCGGCGGAAGACGGUGGCCUCGCGACGGCCGCGGCGGAAGACGCCAGCGACGCGACGGGCCCGGCAGACGCUGUCGAUGCGACAACGCCAUCAAAUACCGACGGCCUCGCGUCGCGCCACGACCUGCUCAACCAGGCCGAGCAGUUGGCGCGGACGUGCCGUUUGAAUAGGACGGACGAUUGUGAAGGAAGGCCUUUGUGUGUCGGUAUGGUGGGCUAUCCAAAUGUCGGCAAGAGCUCCUGCGUCAAUGUUUUGAGGAACGCGUCGAAGGACAAGCAUGGGGUUGGGGCUAGAGCUGCGGUGUCGGCGACGCCCGGGAAGACCAAGCAUCUGCAGACGUUAUUGGUGCGACCAGGUUUGGAAUUAUGUGAUUGUCCUGGGUUGGUGUUUCCGGCACUCGUGACGCACGGCGCCGCCGAGUUGCUUUGUGCUGGUGUUGUCCCAAUUGCCAGAAUGAGGGACCCGACGGCGCCUGCUUCAUUAGUCGCCGCGCGGACGCCGCGGGCGCUCUUCGACGCGCUGUACGGGACCCACUUAUCAUCGAAUCAGGGUCCAUUGACGGCGAACGAGGCGCUCGAGGAGGUGUGUCGGGCGCGCGAUUAUACGUGUGGCGGCUCCAAUGCUCUAGAUUUAGGAAGAGCGGGGCGGCUGAUUGUGAAGGCGUACGUCGACGGCGACCUGCUCUACUGCCACGCGCCGCCGUUGGUGACGGGCGCCGAGUUGGAAGCGUUCCGGGCGGACACGCGUGCUACCGCGUUGGCUUCCGCUUCGGUGCGAAGCAAGGUCGACGACGCGAUCAAGCGCGCCGAGCGCGGGGGCCACCACCACGCGCGCGUGCUGCAGUCGCUCGGCGCGGCGGGCUUUUCGAUCUCCGACGCGCCGCCGCCGCCUCCAGUGGCACCGGUCGCGUCGCCGCCGCGGCGGAAGAAGGACGUUUCCAAUAGAUCGAACCACAAGCACGGGAAGAAGGGCCGCAAGCAGCGCGACAAGGACCCGUACGGGAACUACGUUGUGGAUGACGACCUGAACUUCUAAUGACACUUGUACUA